Molecule: messenger RNA, 1450 nt
Organism: Teleopsis dalmanni
Lineage: Eukaryota; Metazoa; Arthropoda; Insecta; Diptera; Diopsidae
Exons: 2
Coding region: 67-1347 (426 amino acids)
Source: RefSeq, a predicted model, not a curated record
UAAAAAUACAGAAAUUUUAGAAAUAUAGUAUUUCCGAUUUUCUGUUGUCUAGAAACUUAAGCCAAGAUGACCGAGCAAGAUUUAUCGAUUACUCUGAGUUUCUCAUUAAGUUCAGAUGCUUCUUUAUCGAAAGAAUUGGGUUGGGGUACAGUAGAGGAUACGCAAUUGUCACCUGAAAAGAUAGAUCAAAUUAGACUAGAAACAUAUUUAAAUAAAUUGAAUUUGUCACAUUAUGAGCUCCUUUCUGAGGAAGAAAAAGUAGAAUAUGCACGAAACUUGGAUGCAAUGGAAAUUUUCUAUACCAUAAACCAUCUUCAUAACGAAACAAAUAUUUUGAAAAUAGAAAAUUAUGUUCUGGAAGACUUUCUUUUAAAUAAUGAUCCAAAUCUGUUAGUUGGAAUUGAAGAUAAAAAAAUAAUCCCAAAAUCUCAUAUGUCAAGUAUGGAUCAUAGAAGCAUUUCCACGCAUCGCUUCUCAGAGACACGGUCUACUACGCGCUCUCAUGCUGGACGUACGAAAGGGAAAAUUUCUGAUGUUACACUAAAUUUACGUGGCAAAAUAGAGUUAGCAGAAAAACUAAAUAAUGACCUGGAAAAGCGAAUCGCAAUUGCUAGAGCUAAAGGUACUGACGAUUUAAAAGUAUUAUAUGGAGAGAUCAAGCAAUAUGAAAUGGAACUUUCCGAUCAAGCAACAGCUCUGAAUGGGUUUCGCUCAUAUUUUGCUCGCAAUGAAAAGGAAUUAAAGGCUUUGAGCCGCUUAAAUGAAGAGCAAAUUAAAAAGAUACUAUAUAGAUAUGUAAUGAACUAUCAGUCAAGCGCACAGCUUAUAUUAAAUAAAAUGCGUCUUCAAAUAGAUGCUCUGACCACUGAGUAUACGGCACUACACUCAGAAAUUGUCUUAAGACGCGAAGCGACGAAAUUUAUUAGUUCUAUUGAUUUCGAAGAGAUACUUAGUAUAAGAAACUUUCUAUUGAAAUCAGACGAAGAGAAGAGAAGGCAAAUUUAUGAACUUAAGAUGAUUACAGCUAAUGCUGAGAUAUCUAUGAGGAAUCAGCGCUAUUCAUUGGUUUUGGAAAGUAAAAAUCACAAACGCCUUACUGCAAAGACAGAUGAACUUAGUGCUGGAAUUUCAAGAUUAAAAAGAGAGAUAAAUAGACAUAAACAAAAAAACAAUGCAUAUAGGGAACAGAUACGUAAAGUAAGAAGUGUACUUAAGCGCUUUGAUGCACCCAGCGUUCCAAAAUAUAUUGAUAUGAAAGAUCAAUCUUUGGCUUUAGAAAAAGAAAAAAUUCAACUUGAACGUAAAUUCAAAAUAUUAUUUAUGAAGUUAAAUAAUCUGCUCGCAUAAAAGCUAAAAGAGAUCCACAAAUGCACGGCCUGACUUUUUUAUACACAAAAUUUUAUAUGAAAAAGAACCUUCGAUUUUUUAUAUUUAAAUUUCACAACGAAAU